UCUGGAUCCAGUGCCACCCGCCGUGAAGCGCUUACCACCCCAGAAACAGACGCCAUCUUGGCUCAAAUGAAAGUCGCUAGCAUGGGAAUUUCACACCACUUCAGCGUAGCUUGAGCCAAAAUGUCUCACCUUUGCUGCAGUUCGUAGUAACCUUCUCCAUUAAACCUUUGGGGGAGGGAUAUACGACAGCUGUCGCACAAACUACUUCUUCCUCCACUUCUGUGGAGCACUGGAAAAUGGCCUAGCUGUGCCUGGAGAUAUCCUGCAGAUGUCAAAGACAUUGUCGCUUGCUUAUAUGACACGAAGUAUGUUGGAUUUUUCCCGCGGAGUUUCAUGGCUGAACUGUGCUUGAAGAUGAUGAUGAUGAUGAUGAUGAUGGGGAUUCCACCGAUUUGGCUGUCCAAUGUGUGUGAAACUGGAUGAGACAAGGGCUCUAUCAGGAGCCUUUGUGCAGAUAUACCUGCAAUUACUGAAGAGGACCUCUGGGCAGGUUCACACGGCACUUGGCAGGGUGGAGUUUCUUGACCCAUGGAGAAUUACUUUCAGGCUGAGGCCUUUAACUUGGACAAGGUGCUGGAUGAGUUUGAACAGAACGAAGAUGAAACAGACACGCCGACUCUCUCGGAUGCCAAGUGGACCCAGAUUCUCGCCCCGCCAUCACACCUCCUUUCCCUGAAUCCAGCACUGACCCACUCCGAUCUCAGCCCAAGGGACAGUCCUAUCAGCUUCAAGCCGCUUCUAGAUGCCCAGACGUCAGAUGGCCUCUCUUUGGCUGAGGUCACCAGGUUAGAUGGGAAACAGGGGGUGGGGCAGCAGCCAGAGGGCAGGAGUGAAGAACGGCCAGCAGAUGUUCACAGUCCUCCUCUGCCCCAGCCCAACAUUGGCAAGCUGGUGAGCACUGAUGGGCAGUUGCCAGACUUGCCGUCCUCCAACAGAGUGGUGCUGGAAAACGGUUAUCCAUCUAGUCCUGAUCUUAGUGACCGGACUGACGUUCUUCCGGUCAACGAAGAUGAGACAUGUCAAACUGUUACGGAUGAGCAAAGUGUUAAGGACACUGGUCCCCGAGAGUUUAAGACGGAGCAGAAUGGUACUAACGAGGGAAGUGGUGGUGGUCUUCAAGAUUUCACUGUUCUCGAGGAACAGUGUGGGAAUGGGCCACCAGUUUUGAAUAAUGGUGCUAAGAUGGAGGCAAGCCAGUCUGACAGUGGUUCACCUGUCCGUGAGGUCGGAAUGAGGGACUGUAAUCUGGUAUUUCCAGAAGGAAGUAAUCCCCAGAAAGGGGAAGCAGUUUUGCACAAAUCAGUGAGUGAUGGCGGAGAACUGGAUUGUGAGAGGGAGAAUCAUGAGGGUGCCUUUCAAAAUGGUGGACUGGUUGAGAAUGAAAUUGCAGGGAAAGACACAUGGGCAUCAAAUCAGGAAGAGAAAGAGAAAACGAUAGAGAGUGACCUCGAGGGAAUGCACAGAGAGUCUGAAUCAUCAGGAGCGGAGAAGUCCCUGUCCAAUGGUCUGAUUGCGGAUCUUGGUGGAGAUGCGCAAAGCCAGUCAGCGGUCCCUUCAAAGGAGGACUCUGUGACAGAGGAAAAGGAAAUGGAGGAAAGCAAACAAGAGUGUUGUGAUUCACUUAGAGGACUGGAAUCUGGCAGAAUGGUUAAACUCAACAACAACCGGCUGCAGCCUGUCAGCGUUCCCUACGGUGGUGCCCGCCCGAAACAGCCUGUCAGUCUGAAGCUGCAGAUUCCCCAGCCUUUCUCGAGCCAAGUCCAGAAUGAAUUUGGCUCCACUGGCAAGAACAAGAACCUGGAGCCACAGAGUAGGACAGGAGGCCUUGAGGCGUCUUGUGGAGCAACUGAGUCUGGGGUCUUUCGAAUGAAUGGAGAGCAUGGAGAUAGCUUUUCUGGCUUGCUCAUCCCUUCUGAGAGUCCAGACAAUGACCUUCAGGCAGGACAGCAAUUGAAGAAACCCUUCAACUCUUUGGGGGAAGUGGCUCCUGUUUGGGUUCCUGACUCCCAAGCACCCAUUUGCAUGAAGUGCGAGGUCAAGUUCACCUUUACUAAAAGAAGGCAUCAUUGUCGGGCUUGUGGCAAGGUGUUCUGUGCUGCUUGUUGUAGUCUGAAAAGCAGGCUGAUGUACAUGGACAGGAAAGAAGCGAGGGUUUGUGUUACCUGCCAUCGUGCACUUAUGAAUGCUCAAGCAUGGGAGAACAUGGGAGGAGGAGGCAACCAGAGCCCAAAUCCCAACAACCCAUCUGAGUACUGCUCCACUAUUCCCCCUCUGCAACAAGCCCAGGCAUCAGGAGCACUCUGCUCCCCACCCCCAACCGUAAUGGUGCCCGUUGGUGUCCUGAAACAGCCAGGAUCUGAAGGCUCUGUUCCUCGAGAGCAAAGAAGGGUUUGGUUUGCUGACGGCAUUUUACCAAAUGGGGAAGCUACAGACUCUUCUAAAGGGCCGGCGGCAAACCCCAACCCCACACAGCCUGUGGCAGCAUCCCAGUACUCAAACAAAUCCUCAGGAGCCAAUGCUUCUGAGGCGGCCCGUGCCACUGGAGCUCCGAUGGCUAGCCCUGUGGGCAGCUCUCUCAGUCUGAUCCCAGAGGACGGACUUCCUCCCAUCCUCAUCUCCACAGGCGUCAAAGGAGGUACGGGAGGCCACAUCACAGACUAUGCUGUGGAGGAAAGACCUUCUGAGAUUGUACUGAUGCAGCAGCUUGAGGAGGGCGGCCCUGAUCCCCUGGUGUUUGUCCUCAACGCCAACCUGCUGGCCAUGGUCAAACUGGUCAAUUAUGUAAAUAGGAAGUGCUGGUAUAUGACAACAAAGGGUAUGCAUGCCGUGGGCCAGGCAGAGGUUGUAGUGCUUCUACAGUGCCUCCCUGACGAGAAAACCAUUCCCAAGGACGUCUUCAGCCACUUCGUCCAGCUGUACCGGGAGGCUCUCACAGGAAAUGUAUUAAGUCACCUGGGCCACUCCUUCUUCACUCAGAGCUUCCUGGGCAGCAAGGAACACGGCGGCUUCCUUUACAUUAGCCCCACCUUCCAGACCCUGCAGGACCUGCCGUUGCCCAACCCACCCUACCUCUUUGGCAUCCUGGUGCAGAAGUGGGAGACCCCCUGGGCCAAGGUCUUUCCCAUCCGACUCAUGCUCCGCCUAGGGGCGGAAUACCGAUUCUACCCCUGCCCACUAUUUAGCGUUCGCUUCAGAAAACCCCUUUUUGGAGAGACUGGUCAUACCAUUAUGAACUUAUUGGCAGAUUUCCGUAACUACCAGUACACCUUGCCGGUGGUGAAGGGGCUGGUGGUGGACAUGGAAGUGAGGAAGACGUGCAUCAAGAUACCGAGCAACCGUUACAAUGAGCUCAUGAAGGCUAUGAAUAAGUCAAACGAGCAUGUGCUGGCAAUGGGAGCGUGCUUCAACGAACGAGCGGAUUCCCAUCUUGUAUGUGUUCAGAACGACGAUGGAAACUACCAGACGCAGGCCAUCAGUAUUCAUCACCAGCCUCGCAAAGUGACUGGGGCCUCCUUCUUUGUGUUCAGCGGGGCUUUAAAGUCUUCAUCGGGCUACUUGGCUAAGACCAGCAUUGUGGAAGAUGGUGUGAUGGUGCAGAUUACAGCUGAAACGAUGGAGGCCUUACGGCAAGCCCUGAGAGAGAUGAAAGAUUUCAGGAUUGCCUGUGGGAAAUCUGAUCAGGAGGAGAACCAGGAGCACGUCCAUAUCCAGUGGGUUGAUGAUGACCACAAUGUCAACAAGGGUGUGAUCAGCCCCAUUGAUGGAAAAUCCAUGGAGUCAGUCACCAGUGUUAAGAUCUUCCAUGGCUCGGAGUAUAAAACCAGUGGGAAAGUCAUCUGUUGGACAGAGGUGUUCUUCCUGCGGAGCGAGGACCAGACCAAUGGCCUGAGCGAUCCUGCGGACCAUAGCCGACUCGCUGAGAAUGUGGCGAGGGCUUUCUGCAUGGCCCUGUGCCCUCACCUCAAACUUCUCAAAGAGGACGGCAUGGCCAAACUGGGCCUGCGGGUCACGUUGGACUCAGAUCAGGUGGGCUACCUAGCAGGCAGUAACGGUCAGCCACUGCUCCCCCAGUACCUGAGUGAUCUAGACAGCGCCCUCAUCCCAGUGAUUCACAGCGGGGCCUGCCAGCUAAGUGAAGGGCCUGUGGUGAUGGAGCUCAUCUUCUACAUCCUGGAGAUCAUCUCCUAAAGUGAGGGAAUCCGUCCAGUCUCAGACUCAUGCCUCCCACCAGCUCGAGUCCCUCUUCGCUCUCUUUCUCUCAUUUGCACUUCAAAGAGCCUGAAAGCUGUGCAGGAACAAGUCCUCCAUACCACCUAUGCACCAUCUCCACUGGGACGCCCUCUGAAUGUGGUGCUCUCUUUCGUUUCUCCUCACCUCUCAACUCCACUGUGGAAACCAUAGGCCCUGUUGAGUCAAAAGGGGUGGUGACCCUGAAUUC
Sinocyclocheilus anshuiensis is the source of this 4438-nucleotide messenger RNA. Its product is annotated as zinc finger FYVE domain-containing protein 9-like. Gene Ontology annotation, biological process: endosomal transport. Bases 529 to 4188 code for a protein of 1219 amino acids. Gene Ontology annotation, molecular function: metal ion binding. Gene Ontology annotation, cellular component: early endosome membrane. The record is from RefSeq and is a predicted model, not a curated record. The transcript is spliced from 19 exons. Lineage: Eukaryota; Metazoa; Chordata; Actinopteri; Cypriniformes; Cyprinidae.